CUUCUGGUCCACCCGAGGGCGAGUUUCUUGCUGACAAUCAUACUCAGAAACACAAUGGCUGCUUCGCCAUCAUUCCACGUGCAGCUAUUGGUAUGGUCAUGCCAGAUCACGACACUGUCUUUACUACCUCGACAUCUGACGCGAUUGAGUUGAACGAAGGACAUCUGUCGCAAGACCACGAAGCCCGGCCUACCACAGAGAUCAUCGAGCCUACUGUCGAUUGUAGGGCCCUAGUAAAAGCAGCAAGAGAAAUGCCACUAUCUCCACCAGCAAAAGUCGAGGCUCUCGCACCUCCCGGCGAGAUCAAGCGCCGACUUGGGCUACAUUUCAAUAAGGUCACUCAAGAAAUGCCUAUUGCCUGCAACCAGGAACUCAAAGACGCCCCCAAUCCUUUCCUGUCAAUCACUGGCUUUGGCAAAGUUGGCUUUCCGCUAGGUCCGGAGGACAUCAACAGAAUCAAAGCUGCGAGCGGCCAGUCUGAUUCAGAGUCUCUUCAGGAUGCCAUAAACGUUGACCUCGCGGCUCCUGGACCACACAGGUCUUGGGAAGUGCCUGGUACUCUCUGGGAGGCAAGGAACCCGGCCUGGGAGAUCUUUCUCCAGUCUAUAUGUGACAAGGUCGAAGACGGGCUGAGAAUACAACAUCUCAACAAAGGAGUAGCACUAAAGCCAUCUUGCAUGAUCUUGUACGAGCCGGGAAGCAGGGUCGCUCCAAGCAGCAACCCUUCAUGUUUUUCGGCCCUGACAUUUGGGACACUAGACAUUGCCCUUCUAACGGAAGGCGGCGAUGUCUCCCACCAAUUCAUGCAUGACGAAACAACGCUAGGGUUUCCAAGACUCGAAACCUCAGAAUUUGAUUGUUCACUCACGGCAUGGGACCGUUGUCUUCCUCGGUCCAUAUUUUCAUGAUGUUAACAACAGCGAUUAUAGUUUUCCGCGGUGCGAAUCACGAGUUCCCAGAUCGAAUCGGGCUCCCGGCUCGUACUUCGA
Messenger RNA from Mollisia scopiformis, 989 nucleotides. RefSeq lists its product as uncharacterized. The transcript has 2 exons. The record is from RefSeq and is a predicted model, not a curated record. Bases 93 to 908 code for a protein of 271 amino acids. NCBI's taxonomy places the organism in Eukaryota, Fungi, Ascomycota, Leotiomycetes, Helotiales, Mollisiaceae.